AUGUUUUCCAAAACGACCUUGGAAGUUAGGGCGGCGCCAACGCUUGCCGCCCCUUCUUCUGAGAGGAUUGUGCAAAACCAGCAGAGCGAGCAGAUCGACCAGGACCUGCGAGAGACACAGAACUCUGCUUACAUCGAGCGCCAGAACGGGACAUUGAUGGCUCCAUUGGCAUAUCGCCUGACUAUCGAAAAUUCUCAAAUGGUCAUUCGCGCGAUCGGCACCGGCCCAGCAUUGAGCACAUAUCCUGGGGCAAACCUGGCCCAAACAGACUGUCAUCCGCAGGAUAACAAGCAGUUGGAGGCCGAUAAACCCGACAAACACGACAAUCCCGAUUUUGGUGCCAUGUCUGAAUGCGGGAAUAGCCCUCAUGGGUCUUAUUUCAAAGGAGUGUCGGCAGAAACAGCCACCAUGACGGUCACUUACUCGCCAGCUGCUUUCCCGGCGGACACCCAUCUACCGAGGGAUUUGGCAUCACUCACGCUCCGGGAGAGCAAUCCAGUGCGGGAUCAUCACGAUACCGCUCCUUACAAGGGAGCUUCUACUUCAAAUCCCCAGGGGAAAACCACUUGUCUGGAGCCACGCUUGGAAGACAUCACAGCAUCGCUGCGCCCGGAAAUCGAUUUGACAACUGCCGCUCGGCCGGCCUUCACUUCCCUCAAGACGAUCCAGGCAGCGCAAAAUAAGGACACAGCACCCGACAAGGAAGAUGAAGCUGUACAAUCCGAUAGCGAGGGUGACGAUGAUGCGGUUUCUCAAGAGCCACCGCGCGAUAUCGCCCGCGUGUCAACGCCUUCAGUGCGGCGCCCAACGACCUCUAUACCUCCCGCCGCCCCCACAUGCUAUCGAGUUUUACAUUCCGCCCGGGCGCGGAGGAAGAGCAGCCACCGGACGAUUCGGAAGAAGGCCAAAAGUGGAAACCAAGCACCGCAACGAUCUCGAGUCCCGCAAGGGCCACAGGCCGACAUCGCGGUUCCUGCAGCUGGCCAUCAGCCCGAAAUCCCCAAAGUUGAUAUGAGAGGAGUUCCCCACAUCGUAGGCGGACUGGUCGAACACUCUUUGGGCCUUGACAAUCCUCUCUUUGCCAAGCAGGUCGAGGGUGACCCCUCUGACCCUUACAACACCGUCAAAGUCUACCGUCAUGCGUUUUUCCACUUCCCACCGCCCGACAUGGGGGAGCACAACCGCGAGUUUGAGAGGGAGCUGGAAGAGAGUCGGCCGAUCUACGAGGGCUUUGAUUCGGCUACCAUUGACCAACAACUCCAUGGUUAUGCCGCGCAGACCAAAGUAUUCGCCGAGAUAAUGGAGGAGCACCGGGCUGACCUGAACCGUCUCCAGGAUGUCUUCGUGUCCAAUGAGAAGAACCUUGCUCAGUUGGGCUACGAACGCCAGCGGGCAAUGUCGAACACGCUGCCUCGUGGGGAGGAAAAGACUCGAAAAAAACGAGCGAAAGUUAUCGCCAUGGUUGCUGAGGCGGAGGAACUUCUGAUGAAGGAGCAGGAUGCAGUGCGCGAAGAAUUGAAUAAGAUCAUCAUGCGAAGCCGUGUUAAUAUCACGCAUGCGCUCGGUCUUGACCUCCGAGCACCCACCAUGAUUGACCAAAAGCGGACUCGAGCCAGCCGAAGGAAGAUGAUGGAGGACCAAGACACAGAGCUAGGCAUCGCGGCAGCAAUGGUCGGGCUCCGAGGCAACCUAAAAGAACAGGACGACCGGACUCACGAGGCUAUUAUUCGCAACGCCCAACUCGUCGUCGACGAGAGAAUGAAGGCGUUCGAUCAGGGGGACGUUUGGCGCAAGCCAGAAAAGCCAACUCCCGUCGCCCCCGCAUCGAAUUUCGAUACCGUUGUUACUGCAGUGCCAGAGUGGUUCCACAUCCUGGAAGCCAAAAAUGUUAUCCCGCUGCGAGGUACCACGCUACUGGAAAAGUUUAAGGACCUUCUUCUGCAGGUGGAAACCUCGGUUUAUAAUAUGAGGGAAGAGCAACGGGAUCAAGAGCUUCGGCCAACCAAGCAUACGUGGAACAAGGAAUACCAUAAACCCGACGACGCCUGGCCUAGUACCCUACAGCGCAUCCGUGGGGGUUGGUGGCAUUGCCGUGACGGCCCCGACGCAGCCCCUCCCGAGCGCAGUUGUAAGCUCUGCCACCGACAGGUUCGUGUGGAGGAAUCAAAUCCAUCUGCGGCGAAGUGGCAUCAGUGCCUCCUUGAAGAGAUUGAGACGGCGCAAGCCGAGGCGAACAGAAAAGACCGGUUGUCUCUCAAAUACCGGCUACAGCAAGAACACGAGGAUAUCAACCGGUACUGGCAGCGCCGUGAGUGGUGCCGCUCGGGUGGUGGUGUUGAUAUUAGUGAAGUGCUCCACGGCAGAGAUGUUAACGAUCUGAACUACCGGUGCUCGGCUGAACCGCAGUCGUGGCAACACCCGGGUCCUUCGUCCCAGCCUCUCGAUCCCCACGACAAACAAGUCGACGAGGAGGCUUUGGCCUCUCGGAUCACACCCUUGCCGAGUCCACAGCAUCCGUGUGACCCCGGGAUGCCUAAGUCGCUACCGGGCAGAAGGAUCAGCCUCAGCAGUCGCUCGGCCGGAGGACCUUCCACGCCGCCGCUGCACCUGGACCGGUCGCCAUUGUUUUACGAGAUGUUAUCUGGCGGACGGCUGAAUGGAGAAUCAAAUGUACAUGGCAUCAGCCCGUCCCGGCCGCGACCUCUUCCUGGUUCGCCCAUGUUCCACGAGCUGCUGUCCGGCAGGAAGAUCGAGGAGGACAUCGCGACACAGCCCGCCCUGACUCCAGGACUGCACCGUCACAACUCUUCCCAAGUCCACGACAUUCUCCACGACAGACAAGCCAACAAUGAUACUCCGUCGCCCACCCGGGACGGUCCACCUCGACCCCGGUCGUCGCUGUCUUUCGCGAGUCAAAAGAACAAACAGAAGACGGUUUCUUGGCAGCUCUGA
Chaetomium globosum CBS 148.51 is the source of this 2952-nucleotide messenger RNA. RefSeq lists its product as uncharacterized. The transcript has a single exon. Lineage: Eukaryota; Fungi; Ascomycota; Sordariomycetes; Sordariales; Chaetomiaceae. The coding region runs from base 1 to 2952 and encodes 983 amino acids. The record is from RefSeq and is a predicted model, not a curated record.